CCAUCCAAACAAUUUAUUAGUCCAUCAAAUUAACCUUUUUUCUUCAGUACUCUACUAUAUCAAGAAACACUUUGCUUACAUGUUAUUAUGACCCUUAAGAACUUCAAGGUCCAAAUCAGAAACCAUGGCAACCAAGGUUAGGCUACUGGCAACAUUGAUAGUCUUCUCUUCAAUCUUCUCAUUCGCAGCGUCAAAGAGCACCAAAUCCAACAUAACGUGGUGGUGCAACCAGACACCACACCCUUCAACAUGCAAGUACUUCAUGAGCCAUAGCCGCCACCAUUUUGCACUCAAACAUAGGUCCAAGUUCCGGUUAAUGUCGGUCCAAUUAGCCCUUGAGAAAGCCCUUAUUGCACAAAGGCAAGUCUCGCAACUCGGGCAGAACUGCGAGCACCAGCACCAAAGAGUUGUAUGGGCUGAUUGUUUAAAACUUCAUUCUAAUACCAUUCUUCAACUUAACCGUACCCUAAUAGGGAUAAGGAAGAAGAGGCUUCGAUGUACAGAUGUUGAUGCACAAACAUGGCUAAGUACAGCGCUUACCAACAUUCAAACAUGCAGAACCGGGUCUUUAGACCUUAAUGUGUCGGAUUUCACUAUGCCAGCCAUGUCGAAAAACCUAUCGAAGCUCAUUAGCAAUGCUCUGGCAAUCAAUGGGGUUUUGCUUGAAGACAACAAUACAGUACAAGAGUUUCCAAGCUGGUUCCCCAGGCACCACAGGCGGUUAUUGCAAUCUGCAUCAAUAACAGCAAUGGCAAAUCUCGUGGUGGCAAAAGAUGGUUCGGGGAAAUUCAGGUCUAUUCAGGCAGCAAUUAAUGCAGCCUCAAAAAGGAGGUACAAAACUAGACUGAUUAUACAUGUGAAAAGAGGAGUUUAUAAGGAAAAUAUUGAAGUUGGAGCUAACAAUAACAAUAUUUGGCUGGUUGGUGAUGGCAUGAGAAAUACUAUAAUCACAAGCAGCCGGAGUGUUGGAGGUGGCUAUACAACUUAUAGUUCUGCAACUGCUGGUAUUGAUGGCCUUCGCUUUGUGGCUCGUGGCAUUACCUUCAGCAACACUGCAGGUCCACUGAAGGGCCAAGCCGUUGCACUCCGAUCAGCCUCAGAUCUCUCAGUUUACUAUCGAUGUUCCUUUCAAGGAUAUCAAGACACCCUUUUUGUCCACUCUCAACGGCAAUUCUACAGAGAAUGCUACAUCUAUGGGACCAUAGAUUUCAUUUUUGGUAAUGCAGCAGUUGUGUUCCAAAACUCUAUUAUUCUUGUGAGGAAGCCUUUGAAGGGUCAAGCAAAUAUGAUCACAGCGCAAGGCCGCAAUGACCCUUUCCAAAACACCGGAAUUUCUAUCCAUAAUUCACAAAUUCUACCGGCACCGGACUUGAAGCCGGUGGCUGGUGUAUUUGAAACAUACCUGGGGAGGCCAUGGAUGGGGUAUUCUAGGACAGUCAUUCUUCAAACUUAUAUUGAUGGUUUUAUUAAUCCAGCAGGCUGGUCACCAUGGCUAAACAGUGACUUUGCUCAGGACACCUUGUACUAUGGAGAAUAUAAAAACUCUGGGCCUGGCUCUUCAACAAGAAGGAGGGUUGCUUGGAAAGGAUUUCAUGUUAUAACAAGCCCAUCUGUGGCCUCGCGUUUCACUGUUAGAAGCCUCAUUGCUGGCCAGUCAUGGCUGCCAACCACCAAGGUCCCAUUUACUUCUGACCUUUGAUCAUGAUGCUGUGGUAUUUGUCACUGUAUUUCUUUUCUAAUUUAAUUGGAUUCUUUCUGUACAUUUUAACUCACUGAAAGUAUAAAUAAGUUAAUUUACUUAUAUUAUUA
Molecule: messenger RNA, 1809 nt
Organism: Populus nigra (black poplar)
Lineage: Eukaryota; Viridiplantae; Streptophyta; Magnoliopsida; Malpighiales; Salicaceae
Product: probable pectinesterase/pectinesterase inhibitor 33
Exons: 2
Coding region: 125-1699 (524 amino acids)
Biological process (GO): cell wall modification
Molecular function (GO): pectinesterase activity; pectinesterase inhibitor activity
Source: RefSeq, a predicted model, not a curated record